AUGCCUGAGGUGCGUAGGGGCAGCCUUGCGCCAGUGUCCGACUCGGCCCUCUCGUCGACAGAUGUCCCUGAAGCCCCCGAGAUCUCUCGUCCUUCGCAGUCUCACCAAUCCUCGACAAAUGGUGUACGAUUCAACCUUCCAGAGGAAGCAGCUUCGCCAGUUUCACCUCGAGAGCCGCUGGACUCAGCGUUGGCUGAACUACCUCGACGGACAUCUGAGGGCGCUCGACGGAAUCCGGACGCUCCUAGAAGGAGUUCAGAUGCGCGACGAAGCUUAUCCUAUGCUCAGCGACCCCAAGCAGAAGCAUACUACGAUUCUCGAGCUGCUACCCGAAAAGAAUAUCGACGACGAGCUACAACAUUACUAGAGUAUUACGACGAAAACCCCCAUCUGCUGCCACAGCUCCCGUUUACAUGGCAUCACGGCUGGAAGCGCUGGCGACUCUUCAUCUUCGCAUUCCUGGUCUUUGUCGACGCAUCCGCGGUUCCGAUAGCUCUAUACUAUGGACUCAAAUAUGCAGGGGACGUUGAAGGAUGGAUCAUCUUUGCGGUAGUCACGACAAUCUGGGGUGGUCCCACGUACUUGGAAUUCGCCAUCCGCACCCUCCGAUUGAUCAAGGUGGAUAGGUUCUACCGACCGCUGGGGACGAAUCACCGAUGGUGCUUUGAUAUGCUGACGUACUCUUCCACCCUUACUAUUUUUGUGGUUACUGCUCUGUUCAUCAUUGGCAGUGCCCCUCACAAUGUUUGGUUGAGAGUGCUGUGCAUGCCUGCGCCAGCUAUUCUUUACUGCUAUGGUGGUGUUCUGUUUCUCAUUACGCUCUACCACCAGAUGAACUGGCCAGCUCCUUUCCGCAUCAGCUCGACUGCAAAGGGAGAAAAGGUCUUGCCAGGUGCCUACUACUUCAUCGAGGAUGUUAUCGCGGUUAAUGCCCUUGGUGGCCGGCCAUAUCGGGAAGCAUUAGCAGCUCGAUACAAAGCUAGCCCACGUUUCCGAGAGAUGGUCUACAAGCAAUCCUGGUUCUGGUCCAUCCCGGCGCUAGUACUCGCCGUCCCUCUUACCGUCAUAUCCGUCAUUCCACAAGUUCCGGCAACCGGUGCCUAUGGUGUUGCAUGGGCAGUUCCAUUCUUGUGGGCCGCUGUUUGGGGUUUUAUCACUAUUAAAUGGUGCAAGAGAGACAUGAAGCGUGAGAGAGAAGAAUGGGAACUCGGAGUUGAUCCUGAAAAAGAGAUUAAGAGAAAGGGAUCAUCUAUCGAGACGGCAUCAUAG
Messenger RNA from Fusarium subglutinans, 1269 nucleotides. RefSeq lists its product as uncharacterized. NCBI's taxonomy places the organism in Eukaryota, Fungi, Ascomycota, Sordariomycetes, Hypocreales, Nectriaceae. The transcript has 2 exons. The record is from RefSeq and is a predicted model, not a curated record. Bases 1 to 1269 code for a protein of 422 amino acids.